AAGACUUACGAAGAAGAAUUUUGAUCUAGAAAAGUUAGAUAUCCCCAAAGAGAAAAACAGAUGUGAACAAACUGAGAUUCCAACUGUGGCUAUGGAAAAUCAGAUACUGCUUGGUGGAAUUUCAAGUACAGAAGAUGGAUUUAUCACUGAAAUAUUUAGUCAAAAUAGGCCAUUUAGUUCUGAAAACCUUAACUUUGAAAAUACAGUAAUUAAUAAACCUGGUGAAGAAGGAUUUCACUCCAGUCAAGACAGUCAUUUAUGCGCUAUGGCUGUUGGAGAAACUUUGCUGGAUCAAUUCAAAUACCCUCUUACUAUUGAAAGUCAAAAUACAAUACUCAAGGUCAAAAUACAGCCACUUGUAGAAGACAAUCAUGAUAAUGGAAUCCUUGGAAAAUGUCAGAAGCUACAAGACCUAAAUCCUUCAGAAGAAGCUAAACAUACAUAUCCACCUCAUCCACUGUCGCACUCAUACAAUGUCCAUUUUCUGUCUUCCUUAAUGAUGCACCAUAGAAAUUCUAAUGAUUUGUCACUAAGUACCUGCCCUCCAGAAGGAACAAUCAAUCAAAAUGUCAGAAUGAUACCAGUAUUCAGACCGCUACUAGAUCCAGUUACUGGUGGGAAUAAUUGUAUUUGUUAUGACCAAUUCAAAGGAAUGCUUAAUAGUUGUGUACAGUCACAAGCCUUGCCAGAAAGCGCUGAUGAACCUUUCAGUGAGGUCAGCACUUUACCUCAGACUACUGCUCCUGUCUGUGAUGAACUUGCGGAAGUAAGAGAGGCAAUUGUUAGUAAUAUGGCUAAUAACCAAAAGGAAGCAGUUUUUGAGAAUUCAAAUGCAGGAGAAACCAGCUGCAAGUUACUGACUACACAAAACGUAAUGGAGGACCCCAGCUGUUCACACAGAAAAGAUUCCAAUCCAGUGGUGAUCUGCCAGUUGAAAGGAGGUAGUCAAAUAUUCUGUAUAAACAAUUCUGGCACAAGAGAACUAAAAACAGUUCAUCUGGUUCCCCAGUAUCAAAACCAACAUAAUUAUCUUCAGUCAGAUGUGCCUAACCCUAUGACAACUCUGUUGGGACAAUUUUUACCAAUUCCAGGUAAAGUGGAUCUCAAUGAACAACAGCUUGAGAAUGGAUCCUUACAAUCAGUAGCUAGCAGUGCCACAUUCCAAUCAGAAGUAAAUCUUCAAGGGCCAACAAAAAUGACUUUAGUUGGAUUGCCUCUUAGUUCAUGGGAUACAAAGUCUAAAAAACCAUGUAACUGUACCAAAUCUCAGUGUUUGAAAUUAUAUUGCGAUUGCUUUGCCAAUGGUGAUUUUUGCAGCAACUGCAACUGUAAUAAUUGUUACAACAAUCCACUUCAUGAAACUGAGCGGUUUAAAGCUAUUAAGGCUUGUCUUGACAGAAACCCAGAAGCUUUCCUACCAAAGAUUGGGAAAGGGAAACUGGGGGAUAUUAAACCUCGCCACAACAAAGGAUGUAAUUGCAAGCGCUCAGGAUGCCUUAAGAAUUAUUGUGAGUGCUUUGAGGCGAAAAUUAUGUGUUCCUCUAUUUGCAAAUGCAUUGGUUGCAAAAAUUAUGAAGAAAGCCCAGAUCGAAAAACACUAAUGAACAUGCCAAACUACACAGAGAUUAGAAAUAAUGAAGGAAACAUCCUUGUUUCAACAUCUACAUUUGAAAUGUUAUCAAAAUCUAGACGAGACAGGCACCCUACUACAUGUAUAUCCUGGGAAGUGGUUGAAGCAACGUGUGCUUGUCUCCUGGCACAAGCUGAAGAGGCAGAAAAAGAAGCUUACUCUCUUUGUCUAGCAGAACAAAUGAUCUUGGAAGAGUUUGGGAGAUGUUUAUCACAAAUUCUACAUCCAGAAUUUAAGUCCAAAGGGCUGACAGUUGAGUAAUGUGCAAUGUAUUUGAAAACUAAUGAGUGUUCACUUUAUUGCUCGUCACUGUAUUCUGAGUACUAUUAAUACUCAGUGGGCUGAUUUUGAUCUCACACUGACUUAACUCCAUUGACUUUAACUCAGUUGAUUCUGAAUUAUAGUGGUUUAAGUGAGAUCAGAAUCAGGACCAAAACAUUUAAGAGUCACCUAGAAUAUUUUACUUACGUUAAAGAAUUUUUCCAUAAAACAAUAUCAUUGCUUUGGGCCAAAUUCUGAAGUCUUUACCCAAACAAAACUGCCAUUGAAAUCCAAAUAAUUUACAUGAUUUUGAGGGGAGUUUACCUAAGUGAGGUAUCGAAGUCAAUAAUUUUAGGAUUAAGCCCCAAAAGAGGCCUAUUUUAGGAUUUAGGAUUAGGUCCCUUUUAGUACUAUGAAAGUACUUAUUAAAAUCAGAAGAGUAGAGAGCUACUUUAUAACUUGUAAUAUACAUCUUCUGAUGUUUUCUCUACUUUUCCAGUUUGGGGAAAAAAUUAAAUAUUAAACUCAAGAUUUUUAGAUAUGGCCUUCAUUUUUGCAGUUGCAAUUUUGCUCCCUCAAAUCUGGUAGUUAGAUGUGAAUGAUUGAUAUUUAUAUAUGCAGUUCACUACGGGUGCCCAAAAACACCUGCAGAAAUGGAGAUUAGAUGGAGGCGCAGCUGAAAAUCAGGGCCUCAAAGUUUUCUCUAGACCCUAUCCCCACACCUGCUCUUCCAAUUAUAAUAAGUAGAGCUGCACUACUUUAAAAGGGAUUAAACAUUCACUGCCCAUUUUUGUGGGAGUUUUGUGAAUAUUUGGGUUUGGUCCAUAUAUACUGUACCUGUCAAUAUUCAAUCUACCUGCAGAUAACGGUAUUUUGAAGGUGUUCACAUUUUUGCAUUCUCACUUAGGUCCAUCUUUAUUCACACAAUAAAUAUUUAAUGAAUUUAUUUCCAAGUUUUAUAUGUUAUCACAUAUACUAAUGUUCUAAAAACACUUCCACACUGCUCUAUACUGGAGUUCGAUAUGACAGAGCAGUGUUUUUAUUUCAUUUGUUUUUUUCUAUUUCUCAUAGUAUUCUUCCACUAUGCCCCUGGUCCAGGAAAGCAUUUAAAUACAGGUUUAAAUUUAAUCACCUGGGUAAUCCCAUCACCUUCAACAAGGACUAUUCACAUGAAUAAAAUUAAGCGAGUUAAGUGCUUUGCUAAAUGAAAGCCUAAAUCUUCUUUCCAGGUAUUUCAAAUGUCAUUGUUUUUAUUUAAUAUAACUUUGUUGUGAACCAUAUGUAUAAAAAAGCAAAUAAAACAUAAGAGGUA
Dermochelys coriacea (leatherback sea turtle) is the source of this 3203-nucleotide messenger RNA. RefSeq names its product testis expressed metallothionein like protein (gene TESMIN). The record is from RefSeq and is a predicted model, not a curated record. NCBI's taxonomy places the organism in Eukaryota, Metazoa, Chordata, Testudines, Dermochelyidae. Gene Ontology annotation, biological process: regulation of DNA-templated transcription. Gene Ontology annotation, cellular component: nucleus. The transcript is spliced from 12 exons. Bases 92 to 1891 code for a protein of 599 amino acids.